Molecule: messenger RNA, 3306 nt
Organism: Columba livia (rock pigeon)
Lineage: Eukaryota; Metazoa; Chordata; Aves; Columbiformes; Columbidae
Gene: E4F1
Product: E4F transcription factor 1
Exons: 14
Coding region: 193-2565 (790 amino acids)
Biological process (GO): regulation of transcription by RNA polymerase II
Cellular component (GO): nucleus
Molecular function (GO): DNA-binding transcription factor activity, RNA polymerase II-specific
Source: RefSeq, a predicted model, not a curated record
CCGGGCGGGGGGUCAGAGAUCACCGGGACUGCGCCUCCCAACGCCGCCCGGGCCGCGCGUGGCCCCGGAACACCUGCGCGGCGGCCGCGUUCCCCGCCGAGCCCCAGCGGCUGCCCGUCUCGCGGCACGCGGCCCGUUGUUAUGACGACACGGCCGUAAAGCCGCCAUCUUGGCGGUGCGGCUCGUUGCGACAUGGAGGCCGCGAUGGCAACGAGCGCGGGGCCGGCGGGGCUUACGGCAGCCGCGGCCGAGGAGCGUGGGGAGGCGGCGGCCGCGGGCUCCGGUGCUGCCGCAACCCCCGCCGGCCCCGCCGCCUUCCUCAGCCUCCCGGCGCCCUUCAGCGAGGAAGAUGAAGAUGACGUGCACAAGUGCGGGCGCUGCCAGGCAGAGUUCACAUCCCUGGAAGAAUUUGUGCAACACAAGUUACAGAAGGUCUGCCAGCGAGCUCCAGAAGCUCUGGCUGCGGCGUCAGCAGCGCUCCUCAGCCGAGAAGUCCAAAAGGUCAUUCCAUCUGUCGAGGAGUCGAUAACUGUUGCUCAUAUAGUUGUGGAAGCAUCUUCCAUAGCAGAGGAGAUCGGCAGUGCCUCAGCCAUUGUAGGCAGCGGGCACAUCAAAGAAGUCGUAGUUGCAGGAGACCACGUCUUUGAAAACCCAAACGGUCACAUCGAUGGGGAAAUCACUGAAGAGCAGGGCACGCCUGACGAUGAGGAGCAGGAUAUUUCCACGGAACUGAUCAAGGUUAAGCUGCUGGUUAACAAAGAAGGGCGAUAUGUAUGUGAAUUAUGCCAGAAGACAUUUAAAACAGCCAGCAUCCUCAAAGCUCACAUGAUCACUCACAGCAGCAGAAAGGACUACGAAUGCAAACUCUGCGGGACUUCCUUCAGGACAAAAGGCUCUCUGAUCCGACACCAUCGGCGUCAUACUGAUGAAAGACCUUACAAGUGCAAGAAAUGUGGGAAAAGCUUCCGGGAAUCCGGAGCUUUGACUCGGCACCUGAAAUCUCUGACACCUUGUACCGAAAAAAUUCGCUUCAACGUGAACAAAGAGAUCGUAGUCAAUAAAGAUGAUUUGCCAACAGGAUCCUGUAAUUCGACCACAGACACAGUUUCAUCGAUAGCGAGUGAAUCCAUCGAGACCUCGCCCGUGAUUCAUCUCGUGACAGACGCAAAAGGCAACGUUCUUCACGAAGUCCACGUCCAAAUGCAGGAACUUCCUAUUGUCGAUGCAAAAUCCCUGGACCAAGAUUCGCAUCCUGAGGAGCUGCUGUGUGAGGGAGAGGUGAACAGUGAGAACCUGCUGCGCCAGGCCAUGAGGAAUUCAGGGAUCGUGAUAGAGCGAGUCGCGAUGGAGGAGGCGCCCAAGGCUGACGAGCCCGCUGCAGCUGCUGCCGAGGAGCUGGAAAACGAAGUGGUAGAAGCGGAAGAGGAGCCGUGUGGGGAACAGUGCGUCAAAGCGGAACAAGCAGAGUCUACAGAUGCGGAAAGAACAAACGGGUACAAAAGUUACGUUUGCCCUCACUGUAAUGAAGCCUUCAGUGAAGCUACUUCCCUUGAAACACACAUCAAAGGUCAUUUAGAUUACAAGCCUUUUAAGUGCGAGGAGUGCGGCAAAGAGUUCACUAAGGGUUAUCUGCUGAAAAAGCACCAAGAAGUGCACGUGAACGAGCGGCGUUUCCGCUGCGGAGAGUGCGGCAAGCUCUACAAGACCAUUGCACACGUGAAGGGGCAUCGCAGGGUGCAUUCUGAUGAGCGGCCGUAUUCCUGCCCCAAGUGUGGCAAGCGGUACAAGACAAAGAACGCCCAGCAGGUUCAUUUCCGCACGCAUUUGGAGGACAAGCCGUAUGUCUGCCAGUACUGCAGCCGGGGCUUUCGCGAGAAGGGCUCGCUGGUGCGCCACAUCCGCCACCACACCGGGGAAAAGCCUUUCAAGUGUUACAAGUGUGGGCGCGGGUUUGCGGAGCAUGGCACCCUCAACAGGCACCUAAAAACCAAAGGUGGCUGUCUGCUUGCUUUGAAAGAGGUGGAAGAAGUGAUAGUGUCCGAGGAAAGUCAGUCAGCCGACAACCUGGCUGCAACAGUCAUUUCUGAAGAUCCUCACACGGUGCUGGUGGAGUUCUCCUCGGUGGUGGCGGACACGCAGGAGUACAUCAUCGAGACUGCUACUGAAGAUAUGGAGACGAGCGAAGCUACUGAAAUCAUAGAGGGAACAAGACAUGAGGUUGACAGCCACAUCAUGAAGGUCGUGCAACAAAUAGUAAAUCAAGCAAACUCUGGUCACCAGAUCAUUGUCCAGAAUGUCACCGUGGCAGAAGACUCUGAAGUCCCCACGGAUGCUGGGGACACCAUCACUAUCGCCACCCCCGAGAGCCUCACGGAGCAGGUGGCGAUGACGCUGGCGUCUGCCAUCGGGGAGGGAGCGGUGCUGACCACCGAGGGCGGCAUCCAGACUGAAGAAGCAACUGUGACGAUGGUGGCGUCUGAGGACAUUGAGAUAAUGGAACAUGCGGGAGAGUUUGUGAUCUCUUCCCAGGAGGGGGAGGUGGAAGUCCAGACUGUCAUUGUGUAACCCCAUGUGGCCAGUGACAGAUGUUCAUGUAACACUCACUGGUUUUCUCCAGUUUGGGGAAUUUGACCAGCCCUAAGUUUGCCGCUAUAAUUGUUCAGAGAGCAAGGGAGAGAAUGAGAAUGCUUCUGUAGGUAAGUGGCUUCACAGGACGGUACAGCCCUGAGAUGUUCCUGUUUAAAAUGGACACAACGGUGGUUAAACACCUCUGGAAGUGACCGACACCCCGUAGUGACAGUCUCAGUAUUUUGUACAGCUGCCUCAAAUAAAGGAAGAUCCUUUGUGAAGCAUUUACCUCUGACCACAGGCCAGAGUAUUCCGGCAUUUAAAAGGAUUCAGAAAAUGGAGCAAGUGUGUAGGGUCUCAGAAGAGACUCCAUCAUAUGCAUUUAAAACCAACCAAACCAAACCAAACCUAAGGAGUUCUGGGGAGCAGUCACCACCACUCCCACUCUCAUGCCUUUAACCUCACUACUUUAGUCCUCCUAAGGCAUGGUACUGCAGUAUUUUUUUUUUACUUUAUUUUAUAUCCUGGACACGUAGCCUUAUGUACUGGUCUCUGACAGAAUGCAUUGCUGUACCCUCACUAUGUCACACAGGCCGCUCAGAGAGCUGGUCUGUUGGUGUGUAAAGCCAUACUGUAUAGGAUUUUUUUUUAACUAUAUAUGGAUUUUUAAUUGCAUAUUGUACAGAUUUGGCAUGUAAAUAAAUACAUUUUUAAAAAUAAAGUUAUUUAAAGUUCUUA